Molecule: messenger RNA, 3075 nt
Organism: Pieris macdunnoughi
Lineage: Eukaryota; Metazoa; Arthropoda; Insecta; Lepidoptera; Pieridae
Source: the annotation of a GenBank genome assembly
AUGGUGGACAAUAAUGCACAGCCUGGGAUCGAAAUCAUGGCAUUCGCAAACAAUGCUCUCUUAAUAUCUUGCUAUAACCUCCAAUUCCCCAUCGACGUCUCAGGUGUUCAAAACGACCACCCCUUCCUAGAUGCAGACUCUCUACAGUCACUCUUCAGGCGCCUAACUGCACUCAACAGAUGCGCCAACAUGAAAUUGGAGCAUCAUCACCAUCAAAAGAGAUCGAACGACUCUGACGAUGAGCAAUGUGCGCUUAGUGAUAAGUGGCAAUACGAGAGAAAGUCAAGGAGAUGGUCAAGAGUAGUCGAAAUCACACCGCAAGCGCAGAGAAGACUACAGGUUAUCGCAGCACGUGCACUCGCAGAAAGAGAAGCCAGAGAAGCAAGAGGCGAAAUUGAAGAUGACGAAGAUGAAACGCUUCCUACAAUUAGAGUGGGUCUGGUAGAUGCCGAUGGACAUUAUACGGAUGUUGAACCGGAUCUAUUAACAGUUCCUGGUCAAACACAUAUACAGUUACCAAGCGAUAAAGAAGAUGAGGAUGAUACAGGCACAAGAUUCCGGCGGACGGGCUCAGAAAGGUUGCGGGACGGUGCAAAAGCCUUACUUCGACGAGUCGAAUCUCUUAAGACGAGAAGAAGAAAACGCCAGAACAGGACAGAAGUGAUUGUAUCGUCGCCGCAUUUCUUAGAUGCUCAAGACAAAUAUCCAGAUCUAAACUACAUAGAUAUGACACCGACGACUCCGUCAGCCUUUCCAUUCCCUGACUUCCAUAGUUCACCGUUACAUGCACCAGCAAUAAGAACCCAACCCCCUUCUCCUAUGACUAUCAUGCCGCCUUCGCCAAUAGCUCCUCUUGAACAAUCCUUUAUUUUACAUACACCGUUUGGAGACGACAGCUCAAGUUACGCAUCAGAUGGCAGUAUGGGAUCUAGCAAUAAAAGUUCUAAGUCAAAAUUAGGUAGAGCAAAAAGGAUAUUCCACAGAGGGUUGAAGGGUGAUGAUUCGAGUGCUCUGAGUGAUUCUGAAUGUCAACCGGCCAGCUGGAGGCAUAAUUAUUAUAAGGAUCAAAAUAUGCAUCAUACAACAGAGGUAUACGUAGAACCAUCAUCACCAAUGGACCUAAAGCCCGAUCCAGAAAUUCUGCGGGAAGUUCAAAAGUCACCAGGACACACACCACACCGGCGGCAAGCGAUCAGAACAAGUUCGCUGAAUUUGGGAAAAGAUGGCCAAAAGUUUCGCGAUAGAAGUUUGAAAAGGGACAAGUCAGCAUCAAGAAGUUCAGAGAUGGACAGCAGCCCCAACUCAGCUGGAUCCAGGUCACAGGAUGGCGACCAGGAUGAUGACGAUGACAGCAUCGACAUUAAAUCCAAAAAAAACAAUAUACAAAGGUGGUAUUCAUUUAGAACGAACACGCUCAACGGUGGACCGAAAGCGAACAACACGCUGCAGCCGGCACCAAAUCAGAAAAACCCUGAGGCCUAUUUAUCAAGACCUAUGUCAUCUCUAUCCUGCGGCCAGUUGCACAUAUUACGGAAACUCGCUUUGCUACGUCUGACUGCUUGUAUGGAACGGUACUGUCCUUCCCACAAGUCCGGGUGGAAUUGGGAACUACCCAAGCUAAUUAGGAAGAUUAAGACACCAGACUACAAAGACAAAACAGUAUUCGGAGUCCCUCUUACCGUGUCACUGCAGAGGACCGGGCAUUGUCUACCAAAGCCGAUUCAGUGUGCACUCAAUUGGUUAAAACACAAUGCUAUGGAUCAGAUGGGUAUAUUUCGGAAGGCAGGAGUGAAGUCCCGAAUAGCGAAACUCAGAACGAUGGUAGAAACCGCCGGUUCAGCUAACGCGGCUUUUGCCAUAGAGAAUAUGAACACCACAGACCCAACACAUUCCAGCCUAAACUUCGAAGGUGCGCAAGCGCAUGACGUGGCAGAUAUGGUCAAACAGUACUUCAGAGAGUUGCCUGACGCCCUAUUAACUAAUAAAUUGAGUGAAACCUUCAUCGCUAUAUUUCAACAUGUUCCAGAACCGUUAAGGCCUGACGCAGUACAAUGCGCGUUGCUUUUGUUACCCGAGGAACAUCUCGAAGCGCUACAAUCAUUACUUAUAUUUUUGGCAGAGGUGGCAGAACAUUCCGCAGUUAACCAAAUGACAGCAUCAAAUCUAGCUGUAUGUUUUGCGCCAACUCUUUUACGGCUACAUCAUACUAUUCCUCACACUGGCAGCACCAAAGAAGGCAACUCGAAUAGGAUGAUAAUAGAGAGUGUAGCAGAUCAACGCCAGAUUAGCGAGAGCAGAGCAGCUCACGCCUGUCUGCUGCUUCUCAUACAGAAGCAUCAGCAGCUGUUCCUAGCACCUGCCGAUAUGCUUGCUAGGUGCAAGUUCAACUACUUUGAGGAAAGCGUACCAGUCGCCUUAGAAGAAUUGGGUGCAGAUUUCAAUCAAGACUGGAAAGGUUUCCAGCAAGCCUGUAUUAAGGCGCUAUUAAAAGAAGCCAAAGAAAAAACGCGCGGUUGGAUGUCAGUAUCGGGGGCUGCAGCUCACGUGGAGCUGUGCUGCAAGAAAGUGGGUGAUGGACAUCCGCUGAGACUCUGGAGGGCCACUACCGAUGUUGAAGCGCCGCCUCAGGAGGUUAUGCAGAGAAUACUCCGUGAGCGGCAUAUUUGGGAUGAUUCACUGAUCAAGUGGAGAGUCGCUGAGAAGUUAGGGCCCACUGCAGAGAUUUUUCAGUUCAUCACUGCUUCCACCUUCAACUUACCACCGAGGGACUACUGUGUUUUGAGAUCGUGGCAACAAGGCGGUGGCGGCGGCGGAUGGUGCGCCGUGGCAGAGACCUCUGUGGCGCACGGGGCUGCUCCCACCGAAGGCUCUAGGGGAGUCGUCCUGGCCUCGAGGUACUUGGCCCAACCCGCAGGCAAGGGGCGAAGUCGCCUUGUGCAUUUGGCCAGGGUUGAUACUAUGGGCAGAACACCGGAAUGGUACAACAAAUGCUACGGCCAUAUUUGUGCUCUGUACUUAGCUCGGAUUCGAGCCUCAUUCAAGCAUAAUACAGAAGGACCCGAGUCUAAUGUAUGA